AUGGACCACGGAGGCAUGGAUCACGGAGGCAUGGGAGGCGGGAAUGGUUGCCAGAUUUCGAUGCUCUGGAACUGGAACACCGUCGGCUCGUGUUUCCUAGCCUCGUCCUGGAAAAUCACCUCAACAUCUGUAUUCGCCGGCUCCUGUAUUGGGGUCAUCCUUCUGGUCAUCUCACUCGAAAUGCUACGCCGUGCCGUCAAGGAAUACGAUCGGUUCCUGGCCAAGAAACAUCUCAAUUCCCAGAUCACGCCCAUGGCAACAUUGACUGCGUCCAAGAACGUGGCUGACGAGGCCAGCCCAACCCCUGCCUGUUUCGUCUCGGUCCCAGGCGGGUAUGGAUAUCGACCCACGAUAGCAGAGCAGGCUGUCCGGGCAUUGCUGCAUAUGCUGCAGUUUGCGGUUGCCUACUUUGUGAUGCUACUUGCCAUGUACUACAACGGAUACAUCAUCAUUUGCAUCUUCAUCGGUGCUUACAUCGGGAGCUUCAUAUUCCACUGGGAGCCGAUUGGAGGGGGAGUACAGACAAGCGCCGCCAAGGAGGCCACCGUGUGCUGCGGAUAA
Messenger RNA from Canariomyces notabilis, 561 nucleotides. Its product is annotated as Ctr copper transporter. NCBI's taxonomy places the organism in Eukaryota, Fungi, Ascomycota, Sordariomycetes, Sordariales, Chaetomiaceae. Bases 1 to 561 code for a protein of 186 amino acids. Gene Ontology annotation, molecular function: copper ion transmembrane transporter activity. Gene Ontology annotation, biological process: copper ion transmembrane transport. Gene Ontology annotation, cellular component: plasma membrane. The transcript is spliced from 4 exons. The record is from RefSeq and is a predicted model, not a curated record.